AUGGAAAGUGACGACGAAGACGUUAAUUUUUAUAUUAAUCGCGGUGGAUUUCCUAUACAGCAGGAAUAUUGGCACAAAUUAUGGAAGCACACCAAGCGUCACCAUUCAGCAAAAGGUGAAGAGGCUGAAAAUCAAAUCCGAGGAAACCGAUCUCUAUCAAAAGUUCCUGUCCCGAUAGCACCCACAAUUACACCGGGAAUGACAACAGAGGAGCGAAUUAUUUGUAUUCAAAAUUAUAUCUCUGAUCUUCAUUACAACUUUACUGGUUUACAAUUUUUCGAAAUUAAGAAGAGUAGACCGAUGUCAGGACUGAUGGAGAUUGCAAAAGAUAUGAUUAAAGAAUCGCUACCAAUUAAAUGCUUAGAGGCAGUAAUUCUUUCCAUCUAUUUUACGUGUGGCUUAGAAGGCCUUGAUCGCUUUCCUAUAUCCUUUAAAUCAUGUUUUAAUUCUCAUCAUCACAGACAUGUUGUUUUAGGGAUUCAUUACUCAGGCAGAUACGGAGCUCUUGGAUUAAGUAGACGAAGAACUUUGAUGUAUAAACCAUUAAUAUAUAGAUCGCUUAUGGAUCUAAUUCAACAGUAUAAAACAUCUUAUGAAGAAUGCUAUCAUGAAUUGGAAAAAGUUAAAAUUGGGCUACCUGUAGAUCAUAGUGUGCACAGCUGCGAGCCUAUUAAGUGGAAGCACGUAGCGAUUAAUUACAAAAAGUCCUCCACCGAUAAUGUUCGAAAAGCGUUGGAAAAAUUCUCCAAACAAAUUAAAACUAAGGUGUCACAACUAAUAAUUUGA
Trichoplax adhaerens is the source of this 786-nucleotide messenger RNA. RefSeq lists its product as uncharacterized. NCBI's taxonomy places the organism in Eukaryota, Metazoa, Placozoa, Uniplacotomia, Trichoplacea, Trichoplacidae. The transcript has 8 exons. The record is from RefSeq and is a predicted model, not a curated record. Gene Ontology annotation, biological process: regulation of angiogenesis. The coding region runs from base 1 to 786 and encodes 261 amino acids. Gene Ontology annotation, cellular component: cytoplasm.